Messenger RNA from Mya arenaria, 506 nucleotides. RefSeq lists its product as uncharacterized. Lineage: Eukaryota; Metazoa; Mollusca; Bivalvia; Myida; Myidae. The transcript is spliced from 3 exons. The record is from RefSeq and is a predicted model, not a curated record. Bases 102 to 491 code for a protein of 129 amino acids.
CAGCUCGAUACGUCAUAGGUGCGCAUGCGUUCGUGAUUAUUUAGGUCGACCGAUUAUUUGUCAGCCAUUCUAUCUGCGAUCGGAGUGCUGUCAGGGACAAAAUGUACACAAGGAUAUCUAUUUUAGUGAUAUUUUCAGCGUUAGCUGUUAAUUGUUAUGGGGAUACUAUAAAGAUUGUCCCGGAGUUGCCAGAGCUACUGAUAUUGGAAGGAGACAGUCUUGAACUAAACUGUAUGCAUGAGUACAACUCAGAUACCAAUACAGAAAUGGCAGUUUUUAUAAAAGAGAAACAGGUCAUAACCUUGGACAAUACUGAUGGUUAUGUGAUAACUACAAAAACUACAGUAGAAGAUCCAGCUCAGAACUUAAAAAGGACAACAAAAACCCUGAAGAAAAACAUUACUUCUCAGUCUGACCAUGGAAGUUUCAGCUGCGCUGUUGGUAGCAGUCUCUCGAUAGCCAUUGAAGUCAGAAUUAUCACUUGUAAGUAAAUACAAAAAAUGAGU